Molecule: messenger RNA, 1541 nt
Organism: Manis pentadactyla (Chinese pangolin)
Lineage: Eukaryota; Metazoa; Chordata; Mammalia; Pholidota; Manidae
Gene: MARCO
Product: macrophage receptor with collagenous structure
Exons: 13
Coding region: 94-1311 (405 amino acids)
Cellular component (GO): membrane
Source: RefSeq, a predicted model, not a curated record
CAACUAUAAAGCUUAGCAAUGGAAAAUAAGGUAAUUCUCAAGGAGGAAGAGUUCUUGGUCAGCACCAGAUAAAGAGCAGCUUUCAACCAAAUCAUGUUGCCUACAGUGGAGAGCUUUGAAAUUAAUGAUCCAAAGCCCAAGAAGAGAAGGGUGAACUGCUUUAUGAUCGUGGUGGUACUAUACCUGAUUCUGCUCACCAUGGGAAACGUUCUGCUGGCAAUUAAAGUUUUGAAUUUGCAGGAGCAGCUCAGGCGCCUGGAGGUUCCCUUCAUCAAUGAGUCACUGGCUGCAGAGGACCGUUCGCCCUUCUCCUUGUUCCAGUCAAUGAGCGCUCCUCACCUGGCUGAGGAUGCACCAAGGCUGCAAGUCCUGCAGGCCCAGCUCAACCAGGUCCAUGCCAGGCAGGAGCACCUGCUGCAGCAGGUGGACAGCUUCACUCGGAGCGCAGGUCCACCAGGACCUCAAGGUCCACCAGGAAUCAAGGGACAAGCAGGAAGCAAGGGGGAGAAGGGCACCAAAGGAGACACAGGGGCCAUGGGACACCCUGGAGCUCAGGGAAGUAAAGGCGACUCAGGGGAUCCAGGCUCCCCAGGUGUGGCUGGAAAUCCUGGAAUCAAAGGUGAUCAAGGACAACUUGGAGUGAAGGGUUUUCCAGGCCCUCCAGGUACGGCAGGACUCCCAGGUGCCAAGGGUGAGCCUGGCAGCCCUGGUUCUAUUGGACUAACAGGACCACCAGGGAGCCCCGGGAGUCCAGGAGCCAAUGGUGUGAAAGGAAGCAAGGGGGACACAGGACUUCAAGGACAGAAAGGAACAAAAGGAGAAUCAGGAGUUCCAGGGAGGUGGUCUCUCUCCUCUCUGGGCCCUGCAGGCAUGAAAGGAGAAAAGGGGAGCCCAGGCCUGGCAGGCCCCAAGGGUGCCCCUGGACCAGGCGGCCAAAAGGGAGAACUAGGAGUGAAAGGAUCUCCUGGGCCACAAGGAAUAAAGGGAGAAAAAGGUCAAAAAGGCUCAGGCUUCGCAUCUGUCAGGAUUAUUGGCACCAGGAACCGAGGCCGGGCUGAAAUUUACUAUAACGGUGCCUGGGGCACCAUUUGCGAUGAUGGGUGGGACAGUCUGGAUGCCACGGUCUUCUGCCGCAUGCUGGGUUACUCUGCAGGAAGAGCCCUUACCGGCGUGGGAGCUGGCACCGGGAAUAUCUGGCUGGAUGAUGUCGCAUGUCAAGGGACAGAGGACACCCUGUGGACCUGCAAUAAGAGUGACUGGGGCUCUCACAACUGCAACCACAGUGAGGAUGCUGGUGUGGACUGCAGCUGACCUUGCACAGCUCUUUAACACUCUGCUUCCAAGGUGUCUGCAGGCAAAGACACUCAGUCCACUUGGGGGAAGGCCAGCGUUCUCUGAGGUGUUCCCUGGGAGGGGGUGAGCAGCCUCUGUCAUGCCAUCACUAAUAAAGCUCAAAGUGCUAUGUGGCAAGGUCACUGGCUGUGGCUGCAAUCACCAUUACUGAUUGACCAACCGAAUUAAACCAAGAAGUUAAAGCCCUU